Molecule: messenger RNA, 1545 nt
Organism: Maudiozyma saulgeensis
Lineage: Eukaryota; Fungi; Ascomycota; Saccharomycetes; Saccharomycetales; Saccharomycetaceae
Source: the annotation of a GenBank genome assembly
AUGAAUUCUACAAUUGCUUUUGAUGCUGGCUCAUCGUCCUCGUUUUUGCAAGAUGUCUCCUAUUUUAGACUAUUCUUAACUUUUAUUGCUAUUGUUUUAGUAUGGGACCAAGUCUCAUAUAUUCAAAAGAAAGGUUCAAUUGCAGGUCCAAGAUUUAAGAUAUAUCCAAUUAUUGGUCCAUUUUUAGAAUCUUUAGAUCCAAAAUUUGAAGAAUAUAAAGCUAAAUGGGACUCUGGUGAGCUAUCAUGUGUUUCAAUCUUCCAUAAAUUCGUUGUUAUCUCUUCUACAAGAGAUAUUUCAAGAAAAAUUUUUCAAGCUACCAAAUAUGUUAAACCUUGUGUCGUUGAUGUUGCUGUUAAAAUUUUAAGACCUCAAAAUUGGGUAUUUUUAGAUGGUAAAGCUCAUACUGAUUAUAGAAAAUCUUUGAAUGGUUUAUUUACACGUUCUUCUUUAGCUCAAUAUUUACCAUCAAUGGAAGAUGUUAUUGAUAAAUAUAUGGAUAAAUUUAUUGAAUAUUCAAAGGAUAAGAAUUAUGAACCAACUAUUUACUUCCAUGAAAUGAGAGAAAUUCUUUGUGCUUUAUCCUUAAGAGCUUUCUGUGGUGACUAUAUUACUGAAGAUCAAAUUAGAAAAGUUGCCGAUGAUUAUUAUUUAGUUACUGCAGCUUUAGAAUUAGUUAAUUUCCCAAUUAUUAUUCCUUUCACUAAGACUUGGUAUGGUAAGAGAACAGCUGAUAUGGCUAUGAAGAUUUUUGAAAAUUGUGCUCAACAAGCUAAAGAUCAUAUUGCUGCCGGUGGUGAAUCUAUUUGUGUUAUGGAUGCUUGGUGUAAAUUAAUGCAUGACGCUAAGAAUAAGAAUGAUGAAGAUUCAAGAUUAUUACAUAGAGAAUUUUCAAAUAAAGAAAUUUCAGAAGCUAUUUUCACUAUGUUAUUUGCCUCUCAAGAUGCUUCAUCUUCUUUAGCUUGUUGGUUAUUCCAAAUUGUCGCUGAUAGACCAGACGUCUUAGCUAAAAUUAGAGAAGAACAAAUGGCUGUUCGUGAUGGUAAUCCAGAAAAGAGAGUUGAUUUAGAUAUGAUUAAUAAUAUGACUUAUACUAACAUGGUUAUUAAAGAAACUUUACGUUACAGACCUCCUGUCUUGAUGGUUCCAUAUGUUGUAAAACAAAAUUUCCCUGUGACUCCAAAUUAUACUGCUCCAAAGGGUGCUAUGUUAAUUCCAACUUUAUAUCCAUCUUUACAUGAUCCUGAAGUUUACGAAAACCCAGAUGAAUUUAUUCCUGAAAGAUGGGUUGAAGGUUCAAAAGCAAGUGAAGGUAAAAAAAAUUGGUUAGUAUUUGGUUGUGGUCCUCAUGUGUGUCUUGGUCAAACUUAUGUUAUGAUCUUAUUUGCUGCGUUAAUUGGUAAGUUUGCCCUGUAUACUGAUUUCGAACAUACUGUUACUCCAUUAUCUGAAAAGAUUAAAGUCUUUGCUACUAUUUUCCCUAAGGAUGAUUUAUUACUGACUUUUAAGAAAAGAGAUCCAACCACUGGUGAAGUUACUGAAUAG